AAAUACAUCCCCCUCUCUCUACUAAAUAAUUUUUUUCUUCCAUUCACUCUCGAUUGAAUUUUUGACUGAAGAUUCUCUUCUUCGAUCUCUGAGCCUUUCAAUUCUUGUCAGAUUACAAGUCCCGUCAUGGAUCUUGGGUGCUUGGACUUGGGUUGCAUCUCUGUGUUGGAUAAGAAAUGUUCUGAGCCUGUUCUAGAUUCUGAGAACAAAGAAAGCAAUGCGAAUGACUCGGGAAGCUCAGCUUCAAAGGCCGGAAAGAACAAAUCCUUCAAAGAGGCAGGUCAAUCAACACUGAAUGCUCUUAACAAAUUUACAUCACAAAUUAAAAAGCCUCCCCAUCGAAGGAGUUCUCCCUUGAACUGGUUCCCUCGCAAAAAGGUUGAUUCGUACUUAAAGAGGAAAAUUAGAAUGCUGCAGGACGUAGAUGGGAUGAACUUGACUCUUGAUGAGACCCUUGGUGAUUCAAAUCCACACUACUCAAGAGUACUCAGAGAAAAAAUUGCUGCGAGAGAUGCUGCACACAAGGCAAUGGAGGCUCGAAAAGCUGCGUUGGUUGAAGCAUCCUGGUGUCGAAUUCUUCGGACAGCCAGGAUUCAAAGCAAAGAAGCAGAAGCAGAAGCCCUGCUGCUUAAAGCUGAGAAAACUGCUGCUGAAGCUUUUGAAGCAGCUACUGCUCUUGGAGUAAUCAUGUAUGACAUACCAAACUGCCCUAGGAAUCCAUGUCAAAUAGAAACAUCCUCUAUCCAUGGUGGGAGAUCAACCACUCAUACUGUUGCAGCAUCUUUUGAAACUGCUUUUGAUGUGGAUAAAAAAGUAUCCACUGCAGUCAAAGCAGCAUUCAUUAGGCUUGCACAUUGCCCUUCUUUUCAGAAAGAUGAAUUUAAGGAUCUGCUUUGGAAAAUCAGUCAGAAUCCAGAUGCAAAUUAUCAUAGUAAUCAGGAAAUUUCGGAAUUUUCUUCAGAAUGUGAGACAGAGUCUGGGUCAGAGUGCGAAACUAUAUCUCAAAAUGAUGAUCUUAGCUCUCAUGAUGUGGAUUUUAAGGUGCCAGCCCUAAAUGAGAGACGGCGAAAGUACAAGAAGAGAAGACAGUCUUUGGAAAAAUUAACUAUGACGAAGCUUGUGGAUAUGAUGCUUUUGAGGAUUAAGUGUUUGCAAGAAGAUGAACUUUCUUCUCUUGCCACUAUAGUAGCCACUUGUGGUUUAAAUACUGUCUUAGCUGAAGAAGAAAACUGCAAGCACCAUGAUGCCAAUCACUCCUCUGCUCCAGCUCUUAACUUUCCUCGACGAAUGUCUUCCUCUGGAGCAGGAUUAACCAAAAACCUAAACCUUGAGCGUAGUGUGGAUGGGCAGCAGGUAAGAAGGAAGCAAGUUGAGCCGGAACUCCCAAGCUUAGACAAGUUCUUGGUUAAGCACACAACAAAACUUGAAAGAGAGGUGCAAGAGGCAAAGAACAGCAGAAAGAAUCAAUUUAGGGAAGGAACUACUGAUAACAAAGGUCAAACUGAUGAUGGAAAGGCCAGUUUGGUUAAUAAUAGAACUGCAUCAGAGGCUAUUCCAGACUUGGCAAGUAUUCUCAUGAAGCAUUCAUCUAAGUUUGAGAGAGAGAUUAAAGAAGCAAAGAAGAAUUCAGAGAAAGAUUUUGAGAUGAAUCAUUACAAGAAGCCUGCCAGAGAAACAACUUCAUUUGAGGCAUUAUCUGACUCGGGAUGUGUAUUGAUAAAGCGUCCUUCAAAACUUGAAAAGGAAGUUGAAGAGAGAAGGAAUGAUGGUCAGUCUGUUGAACAAAAAUGGGGUAGAGCACAAAAUAGGUUAGUCAAUCGUAGAAAAGAAGAUAUUCCUGAAAUUCCUAGCCUGGAUAAGUUUCUGGUUAAACAUGUUUCAAAACUUGAAAAAGAGGUACAAGAAGCAAGGAACCACGGGAAAAUUGAUUCGGAAAGAGAAGUCAGUGCUAAUGAGUUGCUUGAAGUUGAUUCGUCUACUUUAGUCUCAGCAACUCAGAAGAAUGUGAACUCCUUUUCUGAUAUAGAAUUAGCAGGGAAAGAGAAUAUUGACUUAAAUAAGGAAGAGGGAAGAAAUGACAUUUCUAAAACGGAGAAUGAAGAAUGCACAAUGAACUUGCAGCUGCCAGGGGAAAAAGUUGAUCAGAAUCAAGAGGCAAUGCUUUCAACUCAGGCUGGAAAGAAUGAUGCAGGAGAUGGCCUAGAGAAUAUCUUGGUCAAACCAGUGCACAGAUUGAAAGCCUUGUCAAUGGAAAGUGAUCAUGGAAAUCACAGGCACCGAAAGAAAAAUGUAAGAGGAAAUACAGCCACUGACUGUGAGGGGUUGGACAAAAUUUUAGUGAAACAUGUUUCUAGGUUGCAGAAAGAGAAAAUGAGGUUCAACUCGAUGGAAGAAGAGAUUAAGGUGAAGCGGAAUGGCAAUGUCGUACAUUCACAGAUGAAUGAAGAAGGUAGUCUGGACCAAAUAUUGGUUAAACAUAAACCAAAACUUGAACGAGAGAAGAUGGCUGCUGCUCAGCAACCAAGAGAUCAGAUUAGACAAUCCGUAUCUCGUAGAGAAGCAAGGGAGAGAGAGUUGCAAGAGGCAUGGGGAGGCUUGAGCUUGGGGAACUCAAUCCGGCCACAUCUUUCAAAACUUGAAAAGGAUAAGGCUGCCUGGAUUAAAGCUGAAGAAGAGGAAAGAAGGCUCAUGAAGGAGGUGGUGUAACUAUAUUUCAACCUUUGUUACAUUUCACAUGGAGUUUCUGUCUCAUCCUGAUCUGGUCAAUUAAGUCUACAUCUACCUACCGAUUUCAAUUUAAUUGAGAUUGUCAAUACCAUUCAUAUUAGAGUAACCUCCUCAUGCUGUAUAGCUUGAUUUUGCUGUGUGCUUGUUGUACACUUUGUUGAGGCUUGGAUUUUCACACCAGUUAUGUUCAACUCUGCA
Molecule: messenger RNA, 2925 nt
Organism: Tripterygium wilfordii
Lineage: Eukaryota; Viridiplantae; Streptophyta; Magnoliopsida; Celastrales; Celastraceae
Exons: 5
Coding region: 127-2706 (859 amino acids)
Source: RefSeq, a predicted model, not a curated record